Messenger RNA from Melitaea cinxia (Glanville fritillary), 1852 nucleotides. Its product is annotated as D(4) dopamine receptor. Gene Ontology annotation, molecular function: alpha1-adrenergic receptor activity. The transcript is spliced from 2 exons. The record is from RefSeq and is a predicted model, not a curated record. Gene Ontology annotation, cellular component: membrane. Gene Ontology annotation, biological process: cell-cell signaling; phospholipase C-activating G protein-coupled receptor signaling pathway; adenylate cyclase-activating adrenergic receptor signaling pathway. Lineage: Eukaryota; Metazoa; Arthropoda; Insecta; Lepidoptera; Nymphalidae. Bases 162 to 1631 code for a protein of 489 amino acids.
GUAACCAGUUACCAGUUGUCAACUGACAGCGCUACGAGAAAGACGCGGCCGUUCCGACCAGCGUGUUCUCUAAAACUUCACGCAACUUUUCUGCAGUUGCGAACGGACUAAGUGUUAGAUUGCGUGCAAGUGUUUUUUUUUGUGUUAGUGAUGACUUUAGUAUGGAUCAUUCGACUUUUUUAUCUCCUGGACGAGCGUUAAUGUCAGAGGGGAUGGAAACGAAGGAUCGACUCGUCGAGGAGAUCGUGCUCCUCGCUCUGUUUUUGGUGUCCACUGCGGGCAAUUCGUUGGCCCUUUUGGUAUUCUGUCGGCGUCCCGGCCUGAGAACUAUAUCCAAUCGGUUCGUCAUUAACCUACUGGCGACGAAUUUGGUGACAACCUCUCUGCUCGCGCCCGCACUUUUCGGCGAGCACACGGCGAGGGAGGAGGCCGGGUGGGUGGAGGCCGGCGACGCGGCAGCCUCAGCGUGCAGUUUGGUCGCUCUACUGGCGGUCACGCUUAUCGCGUUGGAUCAGCACCACGCUGUUACGGAUCCUCUGCGUUGCCACGCUCGCCUACUGCAACGUCGCCCAGCCGCACUCUGCGCUGCCACUUGGCUGGCAGCCGGUGUUGCAGCUACAGUUCGUGCUACUAUCGCCGUAGUCCGCCACUACUAUCCGCUCGAGCCCGCUAUCCAAGGAGUCGAGCUCGCAUAUUACGUCGUGUACUUGUUCGCUGGCAUCAUAACACCAGUGACUAUAGUUUGCGUCAUGUAUGCGAGGAUAUAUCGUGCGGCGGCGGCAUCUGGCUUGCGAGCGCGAGCACAUGGAGCCAGUGCGCUUCAACUUCAUGAGCCCCAAGUGAACUUACCAGAUUUGAUAGAGGAGGGCGAAGGACUUACUCUGAAAAUUGAUGUACCAGAUAAUGUUACGGAAACAGAUAGAAAGUUUGGACCUUUUCUUCUACCUCCAGAGCGUCCCGUUCGCUGUCCAUCUGUUGCAAGUUUACGGAAUGCGCGAAAGGAUGGCAAAUCAAAUGAGGAUAUAAGAAAAGGUUUACCCGCAGUAAGCUCCGCACCAUCUCUAGCGGCACCGCUACUUACUGUGCAAUCUUGUACGCCUGCGGCUUCGAAUAACGGAUCCAGGAUAACAUCGAUCAGAUGUAGAAUUUCUAAUGCUUCAUUAUUUCGGUAUAGGGAAGAAUCUCGAGCAGCUCGAGUUGGACUUUUAACUGGUGCGUUAGUGAUGUUACAUGUGCCACAUGCGGUGGCCGCUGUUAUAUCGGCUGCAGUGCCAGGAUUAGCAGCUAGUGCUCGAACUCCCGCUUUAGCGUUACUCUUACUCGCUUCAGCGAUAUCGCCGUUUCUGUUCGCUCUGCGUUCACGGCGUGUGCAACGGGAAGCGAGGCGUUUGUUACUACCGGAGAAGAGUGCGUGGAAUCGGUCGUCAGGUGCAGCUUGCGCUGCAGCAGCGGACGGGCAGCGUGCCCGCGCUGCAUUGGAUUUACUGCGGACAUUGACGCCAGGUGGUGAUGGAGGCGAAAGCGGAGAGAACGGCGUUUCUGGUUCGGGAAACGGAUCAGAGACGAGCGCUUGCCGCAGCUCCUUCAGCUCGGGUGGAAGCACGCAGCUGUCCUCCGCGUCGGAAGAGUGACCCCCGGCCGGCGCUCCGCCGUCGCGGGUGCGCUUCGUCCCUCGCUCUCGACCCACCGCUCUACUCAUCUGUGAUACUAGAAUAAGACGAACCGCGUUUGGCGCGACUGUUAGACUGAUUUAGCAUAAGUAAUUUAUUAUUGUGUCCAUGUACCUUUCCGCUAAGCGGAUAAUUUUUACCCGAUAAUAUAAAUGUAUAAAAUAAAUGUUCAUACGAAAUGA